This is a messenger RNA of Rhodotorula graminis WP1, 1022 nucleotides long. RefSeq lists its product as uncharacterized. The transcript is spliced from 4 exons. Gene Ontology annotation, molecular function: phosphatase activity. Gene Ontology annotation, cellular component: cytoplasm. The coding region runs from base 20 to 730 and encodes 236 amino acids. NCBI's taxonomy places the organism in Eukaryota, Fungi, Basidiomycota, Microbotryomycetes, Sporidiobolales, Sporidiobolaceae. The record is from RefSeq and is a predicted model, not a curated record.
CGACCACCGACAGCUCGCCAUGCCGCCUCGCGUCUUUCUUCUUCGCCACGGCGAAGCGCAGCACAAUGUCGGACCGCCCUUUCCCCCGCCCGACCACGCGCAACUCGACCCGGAGCUCACGAGCCGCGGCGUGACGCAGUGCAUCGCGAUCCCGACGACGUACCCGACCUUCUUCUCUUCCCUCAACCCGGCCGACACGGUCAUCCUCGUCUCGCCGCUGCGUCGCACCCUCCAGACGAUGCUCCUCGGCUUCUCGGCGCACCUCCCCUCGUCGACCAACAGCAAGCCGAUCCCGGUCGUCAUCCUCCCGCAGCUGCAAGAGUGCGGCGCCUUUCCCUGCGACACGGGCGCCCCGCUCGCCGAGACCAAGGAGCGCUUCCCGCAGCCGUGGCUCGACUGGUCCGAGGUCGAGCGCAACGUCGAGUGGAACCGCAACGAGGGCGUGUUCGAGGCGACCGAGGAGAAGAACGUGGCGAGGGCGCGCUGGGUCCGCCACUUUAUCCGCUCGAGGCCAGAGAAGCAGGUCGUCGUCAUCAGCCACCACGGCCUCUUGCGGCGCAUCGUCAAGGCCCCGCACGCGCACGACCGCCUCAAGUCGCCGAUCCAGUGGCAGAACGCGGCCCUGCGCGAGUACCAGUACGCCGACCCGACGCUCGCCGACCCCGAGGCCGACCUCGUGCGCAUGCCCGACGAGGUGCGCCGCGAACCGUCGCCGCCGCACGUGUCGUGAGCCCGCCUCAGCUCUUCCUCGGAUCUCUUCCUCGUCGUCGCCCUCGACCACCUCCUCGCCUCAUUCCGCCACUGCCUCGCCUUGUCCAUAGCCCUAAACUCGCUCCCACUCCGCCUCCCCCUCGACCUCCCGUCCUCGCUGCACAUACCCCUCCCCUCUCCCUCCCACCUCCGCAACCUCCCUCUCUCGCUCAUCCACCUGUUGUGCCACCCUCAGUCACCCUCGCCGCCGCACCCCUCCCUCGUCCGAAAAUGGCAGCCCUGCAGUGCAACGCCACCGCUCCCUCACUCGG